GAAUCAGCAAGAUGGCUGCUCUCAAAAGGAAGGGGUGAAGAGGCAAUGAACAUAGUACGUCGCGCUGCUCGGGUGAACGGGAAACUGACUGAAAUCGACAUGACGAAAAUGAAACUUGAACAUCAUAAAAGCAGGAAUGAGAUCAUGCCCGUGUUUAAAUCAUACAGACUAUUGUUCCGGUUCAUUGUGGUUUUAAUCCUCUGGUUCGUCCUGUCUUUGUCAUAUUACGGUCUGACCUUCAAUGUCGGCCGGAUAGGUCACAAUGUCUACCUUGAGUUUCUCGUCUACGCCGUGUUAGAAAUGGUCGCGUACAUCUCCUGUCUGUUCAUCAACACAAGGUUCGGACGAAAGCCGCUCAACAUUGGUGGCUUCCUAUUGGCUGGUGUAGCGUGUGUUUCCUCUACCCUGAUAUUACAGUAUGUAGACGGAGACAAAGGUUGGCUGAUCAUUGCUCUGUCAGCGAUUGGCAGGAUGGGCGUGUCUGCGGUGUUCGCUAAUAUCUUCGUAUAUACCAGUGAAUUAUUUCCCACCACAAUUCGAAGCUUUAUACUCGCCGUAUCCAAUUUUACAACUCGAAUAGGAGCUGUUAUUGCUCCGUACAUAUCCGCCUUGGGGACUAACAGCGAGGUUAGUAGCACGUCUCUGACGUUUGGAGUGUUGUCUUUGGUCGCGGCUGUUUUGUCCUGUGUCCUCCCGGAGACCUGUAACACCAAACUUCCAGACAGCAUGGGUGACAUGGAGGAUCAGCUUUCAGAUGUCCGAAAUAGACAAACUCGCCGGAAUGACAUCGUUCCAGUCAAAAAAGAUACAACUCUGUAGAAUAAAUUUGUCAAUGUUUUAAAAAACAACGAAAAUGUAGGCAAAACGAGGCUGCAAUUAGUGUACUUAAUAAAAGUUGCACAUAAAAAAAUAACAUUAUGAGUUAUAUAAAUGAUAUAUCAUAUUGAUAAAAAAAUAAUUCAUUCUUAAACUUAUAUCCAGCUAAGGAUAUCUUUAUAGUGAGAAUUAAUCUGGAGGUUAGCAAAACCCUGUGAAAUACAGUAAAAUAGGACAUUUUAGUGAGAUUCAAGUUUCGUACUUUGCAUAAAUUGGAUACAUGUACGAUCUCGUUCUUGGUUUGUGUUUCGGAGAUAUGUCUAUGGCAAUGUAAUAAACAUGCGCAGUCGAUGAGGAUAAAGAUUCGUAAAGGCGUUGCUAUGUAC
Molecule: messenger RNA, 1202 nt
Organism: Pecten maximus
Lineage: Eukaryota; Metazoa; Mollusca; Bivalvia; Pectinida; Pectinidae
Product: solute carrier family 22 member 1-like
Exons: 4
Coding region: 46-819 (257 amino acids)
Biological process (GO): transmembrane transport
Cellular component (GO): membrane
Molecular function (GO): transmembrane transporter activity
Source: RefSeq, a predicted model, not a curated record